AUGAUGAAAAUUCCGGCGAGGUUCGACCGAGCUGCGGCGGCUUACAACUCGUUUUCCGGGCAGACGGACACCGUGAAUCUGUCCGCUCUCGUGAAUUCGUUUCUCGAGCGAGAAACGACGAACGACGACGACUGGAUCGAUUUUUUCGCCGAUGAAGCCGACAAUCGCGCGCCGGAGAGCGACUCCGAUUCCCGAUAUCUAUUGGAGAAUUUGUUCGGCGCAAAAAACGAUGUCGUCCGGUGGAAAAUCCACACUGAGGUGGAGAAGUCGCUUGCAGAGAUCGGCUGCGAAAUUGAAAACGAACGCUCGGGUUUUAACCGCCGGCUUGUGGCCAUUCUACGCGGCAAAGGCUUCGACGCCGGUGUGUGCAAAUCCAAGUGUGAAAAGGGCGGCCACCGGAGUUACCAUGACCAUGAGUUCGUCGACGUCUAUGCAUCUGGUAGCCGGUAUGUGGUCGAGGUGUUUCUUGCCGGAGAAUUUACAAUUGCGCGGCCAACCGAGGGCUACGCCACCUUGCUGGCGAUGUUUCCCCGAAUUUUUGUCGGGAGACCUGACGAGCUCAAACAGGUGGUGAGAACCAUGUGCGCGGCCAUCGGGAAAUCGAUGAAGACAGUUGGCAUUGCUGUGCCUCCGUGGCGCCGCUUCGCAUACGUGCAGUCGAAGUGGUUCGGGCAGCACGAAAGAACCACUGAAGGCUCAAAUGCCAGUGGUGAUUCAUCGCCCGACUUUUUUGCACGACAAGUGAAGGGGAUAUUGUUCUAUUGCAGGGAAGACUUCUCGUCUGCCACCGACAGUUGA
This is a messenger RNA of Striga hermonthica, 798 nucleotides long. NCBI's taxonomy places the organism in Eukaryota, Viridiplantae, Streptophyta, Magnoliopsida, Lamiales, Orobanchaceae. The record is from the annotation of a GenBank genome assembly.